Molecule: messenger RNA, 1086 nt
Organism: Lycium barbarum (goji berry)
Lineage: Eukaryota; Viridiplantae; Streptophyta; Magnoliopsida; Solanales; Solanaceae
Exons: 2
Coding region: 102-938 (278 amino acids)
Source: RefSeq, a predicted model, not a curated record
AACAGUAACUCAUCCCAACUUCUGCAAACUGUAACACAAAAAUUGCAAGAAAUCACACAAAAAAUACUCAAAACUAAAUUUUCUCCGGUGACAUAGAAACAAUGGCAGCUAUGUCAAUCACUAAGAACGCUAUUUUCAACCUCUCAAAAGCCCUUCCUAGAACCUCUUCUCUUUUGCUUCUCCGCAACGUCUCCUUCUUCAACCCCUCGAAGACUAUUCCUCAAACACCAUCUCUUGUUAUUCGUCACAAAGUCUCCCAUGUUUGCUUCUCCUCUUCACCUAAUCACUCUGAGGACUUCAAAAAAAGAAAUGACUUAAAUAGAGGUGUUAACGAAGAUCUAGAGAGAUCUCCUAUGAGGGAGAUGGCUGAUAAAACGAAGGAUGAUAUGAAAGAGUCCAUGGACGAAACUAAGCGGGCAGCCAAAGACAUGAAGGAUAAAGCAAAACACGGUGCAGAAAGCAUGAAGGACAAGACAAGUGACAUGGCCGGAAGGGCAGCAGAUAAGGCAAAAGAAGGAAAAGAUAAGGCAGCUGAAAUGGCACACGACACUAAAGAGAGAGCAAAAGAGAGCGCACAUGACAAGAAGGAAAAGACUAAAGACACCGCAGGGUCCAUGGCUGACAAGACGAAAGAAUACACGCACGAUACGAAAGAGGCUACGAAAGAAGGGGCGAGCAAAGUUGCGGAGACAGCACAGGCGAUAGCUGAUAAAGCUAAGCAGGCAAUGCAGGAUGCUGUGGGAGCGGCUAAGGAGACGACACAGAAGAUUAAAGAAACGGUUGUUGGUUCGGCGGAUGAUGAUAAGAAGUCUGUUGAUGAUUACAUUGAAGAUCAUACGGGUAAGAGUAAGGAAGAUACGAGAGAGAAAACUAUGGAUGAAGAUGUGGUGGAGCAGAGAAGGCGUGCAGGGGGGUCUGGUGAUCACAAGAAACCUUAGGACGAGAAGUGGAAGUCUAAUUUGGAAUAAUUUAGUGAAGGCUUUUUGCUAAUAUGUUUGAUAUUUAUAUGCUGUUAUGCAUAUUGUAUACACGGACAUUUUCUAAUGGUUGUUUUUGAAUUCCACUUGGUGGAUUUAGUCGCCUUAA